Molecule: messenger RNA, 1236 nt
Organism: Diatraea saccharalis (sugarcane borer)
Lineage: Eukaryota; Metazoa; Arthropoda; Insecta; Lepidoptera; Crambidae
Source: the annotation of a GenBank genome assembly
AUGGAUCUGGAUAACGUAACUUUUCGUUUACAACGUCAACAAAGAGCUAACUAUCUUGGUGAUCUUUCUAGCUCUUCAUUACUUGACUCCUCUAGAAUAAGCCUACCUAAUUCAAUGUUGGACCAGAGCGAUACAGUCGUUGCAUUUCAUCAAAAGAUUAAGGACCUAGAAAAUAAACUUACAUCAGCCAAUAAUGAAGUAGACAACUUACUAAUAGAAAACGAGAAUUUGAGGAAAACAUGCGAAAAAAAUAUGAAACUAAUAGAGUUAUAUAAAAAGAUUGAUUUUAGUGAUGGGCAUAGUACUCCUUCCCAGGGAAGAAAAAGGAAAAAACCUAGAAUAUUUUGUAGCGGUGAAGAAUAUUCAACAUCAGCUAUAAUAAUACCCACAACGGAUAGUUUGACUGCCUCCCUUACGAAAUCAGCUAAAGUAGAUAAUGAAAUUGUGAUGACAUUAAGUAAUGAGUUAAAAAUUUGUUCCAUUGAACCUCAAAAAACUGUAAAUCUAAAUGACAAAAGUAAAUUGUCACCUUUACCACAAAAUAAAACCUCCACUUUACUUAUAAGAUGCCGGAAGCAAAGAAAAUCGAAUAAAAAACUACUGAAACAAACUCGGCGCUUAUUAAAAAAAUUAAAUAAAUUGGCUUCAAGGUUUAGAAAUGUCAACAAAGAAAACCUCACCUUACAACAUAAAAUAGCAGAAAUGGAAGCAACAAUGAAGUUCGAUUUCAAAUCAGACAUACAAACUCAAAAUCGGACAUACCAUGAAAGUAUGAUAGAAACAUACAAAGAAAGUAAAACAAUCAAAUCUAAAAAGGUUUUCAUUUGUUCAGAUGGUGUAGGAAAGGCAUUAGGCAGUGAAAUACGAAACAAAGUUGAUGAUUUGAAGGAAGUUAUAAACUUUUGUAAACCAGGAGCUAGUUACCUUCACAUUUUAGAUAAAGUUAAUUAUAAAGGCAAAGAUCUUAUCGAAGGAGAUGCUUUUAUACUAAUCAAUACUUACUACGAUGAAGCAAUACUGAAAACUGGUAAACACUAUGUACACCUCAUUAACAAUGUAGUAAACGAUCCGACCAGAACUUUUAAUAUGCCGUCGUCUUCUGUUGCAGAUCUACUGAUUGGUCAACUAUUCGACGUGUUGGUUGCGUUAAUAUUUGGUAUUUAUGGUGCAUGUAGACGGCAAGAGCUUCACAAUAUUACCACAAAUGACAUUGAAAGACAAAAUGCUUUUAGUUAA